CAGUCAGCCAACUCCGAAGCUUGCGCCCACGCCCACGCCCAUUCCGCCGCCGUCUUCCCGACCUCCGCGAGAGCGAGCGAACCGAGGAGCUUCCCUUCCCGGCGGCCAUGUCGGCGGCGGCGGCAGCCCCCGGUGCCAUCAGCGCCGCCGGUACACCGGCGGUGGCAACGAGGAGGGAGAAGCAGCGGGAGCGGAAGAAGCAGCGCCGCCGGAGAGCACGGAGGGACGCCGCGGCGCGCGCGCGGGCGGCGGCAGAGGCGGAGGGGGCCGACCCCGAGGAGGAGCAACGCUUCCGAGAGCUUAAGGAGUCAGAGGCCGCCGCCGAGUCCGAGAGCGCGCGGCGCGCCUUCGAGGAGGCCGAGCGACGAUGGCUCGAGGCUGCCGCCGCGCGCGCCGCGGAGAAGGCCGCGGCCGCAGCUGCGGAAGAGGAGGCCAGGGCUGCGGAGAGUUCGUCUCGGGAGAAGUCUAAAUAUGGUCACGGAAACGAGUCAGAAGAAGACGGUGAAUGGGAAUAUGUUGAAGAUGGACCGGCGGAGAUCAUAUGGCAAGGAAAUGAGAUCAUUGUGAAGAAGAAAAAGGUUAAAAUACCAAAGGGGGUCAAGGAAAAACCGCCGAUUCAGGAGGAAGAUAGACCUACAUCAAACCCACUCCCACCACAAUCUGUAGCUUUUGCUGCUCAGAGAAGAGAACCCCCGUUGUCUGCUCAAGAAGUACUCGAUAAAGUUGCUCAAGAGACUCCAAAUUUUGGAACAGAACAGGAUAAGGCCCAUUGCCCAUUUCACCUCAAGACAGGGGCUUGUCGCUUUGGAGUGCGCUGCAGCAGGGUUCAUUUUUAUCCUGAUAAAUCAUGCACAUUGCUAAUGAAAAACAUGUAUAAUGGUCCAGGCCUUGCUUUGGAGCAAGAUGAAGGGCUUGAGUUCACAGAUGAAGAGAUAGAACAAAGUUACGAAGAAUUUUAUGAAGAUGUACAUACAGAAUUUCUGAAAUUUGGUGAACUCGUCAACUUCAAGGUAUGUAGGAAUGGAUCUUUCCAUCUCCGAGGAAAUGUUUAUGUGCACUAUAAAUCCUUGGAAUCAGCUCUUCUUGCCUACAACAGCAUCAAUGGACGUUAUUUUGCUGGAAAGCAGAUAACAUGUGAAUUCGUUGCUUUGACAAGAUGGAAGGCUGCCAUAUGCGGUGAAUACAUGAGGUCAAGAUACAAGACAUGUUCACACGGAGCUGCUUGUAAUUUUAUUCACUGCUUUCGCAACCCUGGAGGAGAUUAUGAGUGGUCUGAUUGGGACAACCCUCCCCCAAAAUAUUGGAUUAGGAAGAUGGCUGCUCUUUUUGGUCCCUCAGCUGAUACCAAGGCGAGUGAUACCCCAGAUUUUGAAUGGUCACAAGGUUCAGAUAGGAAGAGGCUGAAAAGUUCUGGUGAUAGGUAUGUUUCAAGAAGAUCUAGGGACGAAGAUGUCCACAAACGACACUCUUCUCGUGAUUAUUCCCAUUCUAAGGAAGAACACAGUAGCCACAGCACAAAGUAUGAGCAAAGUCGGCAUAGAAGAGAUCCAUAUGCAGCGCAUAAGCACCGAAGCCGAGAGAUUGAAGAACAUACUGGAAAAUACUCUUCGACCAUGGAAAAUGAAAGAGAGUCCCAUAAACACAUGCAUGAAGAAAGACAUAGAAGUGAUCAUGACAGUGGAGGAAAAGGAGAUGGUGACAAAAUUAGGUCUAGGAGGCACAAAUCUGAUCAGCGAGGAAGUUUGGAGCCUGGAUCUUCUGAUUGGCAUUCAGACCACACUGAUACAGACAUCAGCAAGAACCCUUCCACUAGCAGGUACAAUAAUCACAAAAGGAGCAGGAGGCAAUCCUCGGAGGACCCCAAACUUGAAAGACACUAUUCUAAGUUGCACAAAUCAAUGGGAAAAGAGCACAGCACUGAAAGACGCUCGAGUCAUUACAUAGAAGAUGAUUAUUAUGCCGAGAAAGAUGGUGGAAGAGGCAAAUCUAGAAAGGAUAAAGAUCACCCUGAAGAUAGGUGGGUAGCGACAAAUAGUGAUGUCGAUUCGGAUGUUGAGGGACAUCAGGGGUCAAGCAGUAAACGCACCAAGUUGGGAGGGAAGGAUGAGGCUCAUUCUGAUGCGGAAACUCAGUAUCAGAGAUCAGGUUGUAGAACAACGAAGGACGGCAAGAGUAGAAGAAAGCGUCACAGUGAAAACAGGCAGCACAGCGAUACUGAAGAGGAUACUUCAGAAUCAGACACUAGAGAUUCGAGCUCUGAUGCGUUGAUUCGUCGAUCAAGAAGUAGCGACGAGAAUGUCUCAAAGCACAGAUCAAGGAGGAAGAGAAAAUUCCAGGGUAGAGAUACGGCAGAGUAGCUAGUAAAAUACCAUUCCGUUCGUAAGUUUUGUCGUCAUACAUAUUCAUCACGACACGACAUUGCUCGAAAUCCUUUCUCCCUCGUUUUGGAUCCAGUGUUUUCAGAUGUUUAUUCCUUCAUUUCUGUCGAGCUGAAAGGUACACCCUUCAGAAUUUCGGAUGUCAUGUAAAUAAUGUCACUGGUAAAAGGAUAAUUAGUUUUAUUUUUA
Messenger RNA from Phragmites australis (common reed), 2567 nucleotides. RefSeq names its product zinc finger CCCH domain-containing protein 16-like. The transcript is spliced from 9 exons. Bases 108 to 2357 code for a protein of 749 amino acids. NCBI's taxonomy places the organism in Eukaryota, Viridiplantae, Streptophyta, Magnoliopsida, Poales, Poaceae. The record is from RefSeq and is a predicted model, not a curated record. Gene Ontology annotation, molecular function: pre-mRNA 3'-splice site binding; metal ion binding. Gene Ontology annotation, biological process: mRNA splicing, via spliceosome. Gene Ontology annotation, cellular component: spliceosomal complex; U2AF complex.